Molecule: messenger RNA, 1736 nt
Organism: Chelmon rostratus (copperband butterflyfish)
Lineage: Eukaryota; Metazoa; Chordata; Actinopteri; Chaetodontiformes; Chaetodontidae
Product: dynein regulatory complex subunit 4-like
Exons: 11
Coding region: 76-1512 (478 amino acids)
Biological process (GO): flagellated sperm motility
Cellular component (GO): Golgi apparatus; microtubule; motile cilium
Molecular function (GO): small GTPase binding; microtubule binding
Source: RefSeq, a predicted model, not a curated record
GAGGACUGAAGCUGCGGCUCGGUUAGCUAACAGAUUUUAACUCCUGUUUAUUGUCACCACCGACUAUAUAUCACGAUGCCACCGAAGACUAAAAACAAAAAAGCUGGGAAGGGGAAGUCUUCUGCGGUGGUGGACGGUCUUUCAACGGAGGAGAUGUCCAAGGAUCAGCUGGAGGAGCAUAUAGUUCGCCUCCGAGAGGAGCUGGACAGAGAGCGGGAGGAGAGGAGCUACUUCCAGCUGGAGAGGGACAAGAUCCGGUCCUUCUGGGAAAUCUCCAAGAGGAGCCUGAAGGAGACGAAGGCCGAGCUGAGGAACAGGCACAGAGAGAAAGAGGAGGCAGAGGAGCGCCACCGGGUGGAGAUCACUGUGUACAAGCAGAAGCUGAAGCACGUCCUGUCUGAACACCACAACACAACAUCCGAGCUGAAGACGGACAGUGUCACCUCAGCUUCGCUGAUCCAGAACCAGCACACAGAGUCAGAGCUCGGGCUUCAGAGAGAAAAGCACGGCUUGCAGGCCGAUCUCAGAGAGAAGAAUCUCCACAACGAACACUGCAUCAAGAUGCUCAAACAGAAACACCAGGUUGAGUUCAUGGAACUUGCAAAUGACUAUGAAAGGAGAGUCAGAGAAAUUGAGGCAAAGUAUCACAAGAAAAUGCAGUUGAUCCUCGAAGCGGAGGGCAAAAAGCAGAAAGCUGAGAUCAACGAGUUUGAGGACAGAAUGAAGAGUCGUGUUGUGACUCUGGUGGAGAAACACGACAAAGCCCUCAGAUCGGCUGAGCAGGAAUACUCUCAAAUUCAAGGUCAUCUGCUGUUCCAACGGAAUGUGCUGAAGGAACAACUCACAGAAGUGAGGAAGCAGCAGGUGCGAGUGGAAAACCGGCUUUCAGCAGCUCAGCAGGAGAACAAACAUUUGAGGGAGUCUCUGCAGGAGGCCCAACAGAAGCUGCCCGAGCUCCAAAAACAGCUGGAACUCCACAACCAGGCCAAAGCCAAGAUGGCGAUGGCUAGAGCUCGAGUGAAGGUCACUGAAAAGGAACUGAGAGAUCUGACAGUGGAGCACGAGCUGCUGCUGCAGGCAUUUGAAAAGGUUCAGCAGGAGCGUGAUGAGCUGUUGAAGAAGCAGACGGAGGCUAUUCUCGAUGUCCAGCAGAAAAGCGGACUGAAGGAACUGUUGCUGGAGAGGAAGUUGGCAGCGCUGACAGAAACUCUGGAGAAGAAGGAGGCUCAGCUCUGCGCUGCGCUCUCAGCCUCCAACAUCGACCAAACUGCAGGCAGCUGUGCCGAAAACAAACUUGAGGAAAUAUUGGAGUCUAAACAGGACACCAUCAAAGCCUUGCAGUGCAAUUUGGCUCAAGACUGUAAGGAGUAUGAUGACCUGCUGCAGACCUGUCAGGAGAAGCUGGAGGCUUUGGGCGUCCCUCUGUACGACUUUCCCUUCAGUCCCUCGAAGCAGAUCUUGGGUGGACAGACUCGUGUACAGAACUCUGCUGGACUUGCCACGAAACACUGAACUCCUCAGGUGUCAGGUUUACACUCACCUGCUCUGCCUGGACACUUUCCAACCAAAACUACUUCACUUCUCUACUCCUCUUUCAUUUUAUCAUUUCCUACCAUUUCGAGUGAGAUAAGUAGAUUUUUCAAAGUGUUUUUACACAAAUAUAAGUGCACUUUCUGAGGGGACUAGUCCUUCUUCCUGAUGCUGCUGCUGAUGAGUGUUUACCAGGUAAACCAAAU